ACACUAACACUACCACCGACCGCGGGGAAACAUGAUGCACACCCUCGCGACGGUAGCAACAGUACUUGCCGCGCUGCUGGCAGUGUCGGCGCAGCAGUACCAACAAGCCGGCGGUAAUUACGUCGACGAUUAUGCCCAGUAUGACUCGCAACAACCGAGCCAGCCUACCCCGCGUAGUUACGCGACCAACGAGGCACCGGCCCGUCAAUCGGCCGCACCGGCAAAUCCGAAGCCGACUCCGGUGGCGAUCCUGAAGCAGAUAAAUCGCCACAAUGAAGACGGCUCAUACACAUACGGUUUUGAGGGCGCUGACGGUUCCUUCAAGAUCGAGACCAAGCUGCCGACCGGUGACGUCAAGGGCAAGUACGGCUUCGUCGACGACACCGGCAAGGUCCGCAUAGUCGAAUACGGCGCGAAUCAGUACGGCUUCCAGCCAGCCGGUGACGGUAUCACCGUCGCCCCGCCGACCCUGUUCGACGAGACCACCAGCAAGGAGGCUCUCGACGCGCAGGCUUACGAAGAGUAUCAACAGCGGCAACAGCAGCAGCAACAGGCGGCCGCACGUCCGGCUUAUCAACCACCACCGUCUCAAUCGCACACUCAGGCCGUGUACGCUCCAGCGCAAGUAGCCCCGAGCAGACCGGCUCUACCUAAACCACCCAUCUUCACGCCGGCUGCUGCCCAGGAACAGCAACGGUCUCAGCUGGUGCAACAUAAUCCGGCUUACGAUGAGCCUGCGCCGGCCUCGCAGCUCUACAAUCAGGGACCAGCACAGUUCGGCCCGGCGCCGAAUCAGGAACGCCGUGCCCAGCCGCAGGCCCGCAGCGGUAGCGGCAUCCUGGACCAGCUCGCCAGGGACUACGCUUUGCCUCAGGGAGUGGCACCACCGCUGCACGACAUCAGCUUCGGCUAUUACUAGUCCUACUCCUUUUGUCUAACGAAGACGGAAGAGUCUGAGAUCGAUCGCGUUGCUAAAAAAUUUUAUAAGCUAUUAAAGAAAUUAUUUUUUUUUUUUUAUAGACAAGAUAUCUACUUGAUAUUAUAUUUUAAUGUUAAUUUUAUACAACAAUUAAGGGUUAGAAUUGUUGCGACUGAUUUCGGCCUCGUCUGUAUCCCGGUUGCGUGUUGGUCUUAUAUUUUAUUCGUGAACGAGAGACGAUGACUAAUUAAUCCAUCAAUAAUCAUGUACGACGUAAUCCGCUUCCUUCAAAGUCAGCGACGAUGUGAUUAAUGAUUGUCGCGAACAUAGACCGUCCAUUAUUUGAAAAUCGAGAACUAUUGUAUUGAUGUUUGAUAUCGCGAGGCGAAAGCUAAGAUUCCAUCUCAUUCAUUGCACAAUUUCUUAUAUUAAUUAUACAAUAUUUCCUAUUCUAUUUAAUUAAGAAUCAAGAUGCAUUAAAACAGAAAUCAUAGAUCUCAUCUAUUUCAUAAUAUAAAAAAAUCUGAUAAAUGAUGUUAAAGGUCAAUUCGCUGGUAUAAAUCAAAUAAAUUUUAGCGUAUUUUUUUUUUAAUUUUAGAAAUUCAAUAAAGUAAUAAAAAAAAGUUUCUCAAAGUAUCAUAAAACUUGAAGUACUGACUUUCUGAGUAAACACUAACGUUUAGAUCUUCGACUUUAUACUUCAACGAUCAUGAUUAGUUGCUUUCAUGGAUCUAUCAAGUUAUAAUAUUAGGGAGUUUUUUGAUGUUAUCUUUUUAUAAAUUAUUGUUAUACAUUUCACGAGUCAUCAAAAAAUUAUUUGAAUAAACAGUUGUAACGAGAGAAGUUGUAAAAAUUUUACAUUUUAUGUAAAUGGUGUAAAUAAAAAAAUUUCUCGUUUCCCCCUUUUCGGUGGGUGUCCACGUUCGUUUUUACUCUAGGAAACGUGGCUCGCCUUAAGAACUUACCAGUGAAGUACCGUUGCGUUAGAACUGCGUAUUCACGACGAAGUCCCGAAGAAUGUAUCUUAAUUGGACGCGCUUAUUUUACUGUAAUUAGAUUAUUGUAAGGUAAUUCGAGUGGAAUAAAGUAAGGCCAAUACUAAAUUCCGUCAUCUACUAUAUGGAACGCGUAAGACACCCGUACAAUGCCGGUGUAAUAAAAUUUCCUGGUUUCACCUCUCCAAUUAUGCCUCUCGUUAAGCAUAAAGGCUUUCAAUGUUCAUAUUUGUUGAACGCAUAAAAGAGUACACACUUCCGCUGCGUAAUAAUUUAUACUCAAUCCUAAAUUAUCGUCCUUCGCAUAUUGUGAGAACACGGUAAAAAAUUGAGUUUGGAUUGCAUACAACAAUCACGGUACAGAAUUCGAUUGUAUCGUUAUUUUACCUAAGAAACACAUCAAACUUCGACACUCGUGAUAACUUCUUUUAGCGUUAAACGCUUAUAUCUCAAGAUUUAUAAUAUUUUAAAGUUUCUAUAUAAAAAAUUAUUUGUUUUACACAACUAAUUUUAUUCUGUUUAAAAAAUGCAUCUAUUAUCAAAUAUUUUGUGUGUAAUUCUGUAAAUAUUUUAUUUUUGAAAAUAUUCUCGAGAGAAGAACUCUUUUAUCAUAGAUAUUUUUUUUUAAUUCUAUCGCAAUAUCUUUUUUUUUAUUUUUCAAUACUCUUGUAUCCAUAAUUUAAAAACGCCUGAUGCAAUGACGACCAAAGUCACAUUGUUGCAGAAACGACUGCAUGCGGUUGCGAUUUUAUCUUUUCCCUCUUCGACUUCCAUAAAGAUUGCGAAAUAUCGCGAGCAGAGACCAGUCGGAUUUCUCACAGGAUAAAUUCUCGCGUCGCGCAGAAUCUGGCCUUUAUCUCUUCUUCUACUUUUGGAUUACCAAAAUCACAUGUUCCCACGCCCUCUUUACUGCAUACGAAUGGGGUUUCUCGUAAUUUCGCCACAAUGGCGAUUCGGCAAAUGUUUCUAGAAACAUCCGUCAUUUCUAGAAGUAUCUAUCUAGUACCGAGACUUGUAUUGCACUUAACAAAGGGGAGUUCUACUUUCAUUCUGAGAAAGUCUCAAGGUGAGCAAGGCCGCGUUAUACUUUUCUAUCUUUAGAAGUUUUCAACGGCCGAUUCAACGCAAAAAUUCAACGCGCGUAUGCUAAGUGUAUAAUAUUCUAAAUUCUUGAUAAAACGCGAUCUUGCUGAUUCCGCAAUUUCUACAUGUUUUUAACUUCCGAUAUCUUUCGUAACGAGUAACUAGAAAUAA
Messenger RNA from Formica exsecta, 3168 nucleotides. It is a transcript of the gene Cpr97Ea, whose product is annotated as RNA polymerase II degradation factor 1-like. The record is from RefSeq and is a predicted model, not a curated record. The coding region runs from base 32 to 919 and encodes 295 amino acids. The transcript has 2 exons. Gene Ontology annotation, molecular function: structural constituent of chitin-based larval cuticle. Lineage: Eukaryota; Metazoa; Arthropoda; Insecta; Hymenoptera; Formicidae. Gene Ontology annotation, cellular component: chitin-based extracellular matrix.